AUGCCAUACAAACGACCGCUGCGAACGGGGGGAAGCCGCGUGGCAAUAAGGGUAUCAGGCACAACCACGCUGGACCAGCUGAAGCUGCAGAUCUGGGAGUCCCUGGGAGUGGUCCCUGAGAACCAGCGCAUUGGAUUCGGCACGGAGGAAGUUACUGAUUUGGAGGAGCAUGAGGGGCUGUCGCUAGUGCAAGCUGGAGUGUUUGCUGGUGCUCGGCUUUGGGUGGUGGAUACUAAAGUGCACAAGGACAGGGACAUUGCAGAGGAGCUCCCAGUUGUGGAUGAUUCUCAAAAGGAGGAGGCAGGUUUUAAGGGCACAGGUCUGGCUGGUGGUUUCCCAGUAACUAGUUUUCCUGUAGCAGACACAGCAACAGUAGCAGCAGACACUGCAACGGUAGCAGCCGAGGUCAUGAAGUCGGGUGUAGAUGAUGCUGCAGAUGGUGCUGCAGAUGAACUUAGCAGCGUCGGCACGAUGGCGACAGCGGGGACGCAGAUCAUCGAGUCCGGUCACGCCGACGCGAUUCACGACGUGCAGAUGGACUACUACGGCAAGCGACUGGCGACGGCGUCGUCCGAUCGCUCGAUUCGCGUAUUUUCCGUCGCAGGCGACCACCACUCGCAUCUCGCGGAUCUGAUUGGUCACGAGGGUCCGGUCUGGCAAGUGGCAUGGGCUCACCCCAAAUUCGGGUCCAUCCUCGCAUCCUGCUCGUACGACCGCAAAGUGAUCAUCUGGAAAGAAACCAGCGAGAACCAGUGGAUCAAGGCUCAGGUGUUUUCAGACCAUGAAGGCUCAGUGAACAGCAUCAGCUGGGCGCCUCACGAGUACGGGCUGGUGCUCGCAUGCGCCUCCUCUGAUGGCUCCAUCUCCAUCCUCACCCACCGCGCCGACGGCGGCUGGGAUGCCUCCCGGAUCCCCCAAGCUCACCCUGUGGGGGUUACUUCUGUUUCCUGGGCUCCUGCCACGGUUCCAGGAAGUUUCCUGGGGUCGGGUCCGAAUCCGGUGCUGCGGUUUGUGUCGGGAGGGUGUGAUAAUAUGGUGAAGAUUUGGCGGUAUUUGAGUGAGGGAGGGGGAGGGUGGCGGCUGGACGGUGCGCCGCCUGGUUUGGCCCGGCACACGGAUUGGGUUCGGGAUGUGGCUUGGGCGCCAAACCUGGGCCUGCCUAAGAGUACAAUCGCCAGUGCUUCACAGGAUGGCACUGUAUUGAUCUGGACCCAGACGAGCGAGUCAGACCCGUGGAAACCCCUGCUGAUGCAGGACUUCAAGGUGCCUGUGUGGAGGGUCAGCUGGUCGCUCACUGGAAACAUUCUUGCUGUGUCGGAUGCAAAUAACAAUGUGUCGCUCUGGAAGGAGGCUGCAGAUGGGCAAUGGUCCCAAGUCUCCACUAUCCAACAACCAUAG
This is a messenger RNA of Closterium sp. Naga37s-1, 1398 nucleotides long. The record is from the annotation of a GenBank genome assembly. Lineage: Eukaryota; Viridiplantae; Streptophyta; Zygnematophyceae; Desmidiales; Closteriaceae.